CAAGAUGUGUAGACGUCACCGAAACAUACGCACAAAUGUCAGUGACGUCAUGCUCACAUUCACUUCACCACUCCACCACCUUGUUGAUUAUUACAACAGUUUAAUGUCAAUACCGGGGUAGUGGCGGACGGAGGAGCAUUUUUUUCAAGCUAAGGAGCGGUGCGGGGACCGAAACCAGUCAUCAUGGUGAUCAAAGUUUACAUUUCGAAUAUUACAUGCAAUAACAAGCAAAGGAAAUGUCAGCAACUCAUUUUGAACAAGUUAACUGCUGAGAAAAUUGACUUUGUUCAAAUUGAUAUAACAGACCCCAGAUAUGCAAGUGAACGAACUCUGAUGCGGGAGAAUAGCAAAGCAAAGACAGAAGGGGCUGUCCCAGUACCUCCUCAAGUUUUUAAUGAAUCAGAAUAUUGUGGGGACUAUGAUGCUUUUGCUGAUGCUCUAGAGACUCAAAAUUUAUGGCACUUUUUGAAGUUGGAUUAUGUAUUGUACAGAGAGCAGGUUUUAAACAAUUUUGAAAGUAUUCCUGAGUACAUCGAUCCUGAUGAAGACCCUGAGGAGAAGGAAUUCCAAGAUCAAAUGAAACAAAAAAUUGUUGAUGAUGACUUGCUCACUGGCUUUACAAAAGAUGGUGAGUCUGAGAAACAGGAUGAAGGACAAGAAAAAGACAACAAAGAGGAUGGCUCUGUAGCAGAAGCUAAGGAAUCUGAGGGAGAAAAAGAGGAGGCAGAAAAGACUGAAGCAAGUGAUGAGGCUGCUGAAGAGAAAAAAGAUGCUACUGAGGAAAAAUCUGAUGAUAAAGAAACAGAGGAGAUAAAGGCUGAAGAAGAACAAAUAAUUGUCGAACAAUCUGAAGCCACCGAGACGGUUAGAAAACUGGAUGUUAAUUUAGACGACAAUAAUGAUGGGAAGGAAGUAGACGUCAACUUAGCUGAUACUGAAACCAUCAUGAGUAAUGAUGAAGAUAGCAAAGAAACAGCUGAAGAUGGCAGUAAGCCUGGGGAUUUUGAAGAGGAUGCAGAAAAAAGUUUUCCAGUGGGAGAAAACGAGGCAAUUUUGAAGUCAGAAGUAUGUGAGACAGUAAACAGAAGCCUGACUGAAAACAAACAUUUCGAUGAUAGAUCUGAUAGAAGUGAAGAUGAUUGUGUAGAAGAAGGAUCUGAUAGAGCCUUACAUGAUAGAACUGUAGUAGGAUCUGAUAGAGCCGAAGAUGAUAGUGUAGUAGAGGUGUCUGAUAGGUCUAUAGAUGAUAGUAUAGGGGAGAGGUCUGGUAAUGUUUCAAAUGACGAAAUAGUAGAGGAGAUUGAUAGAACUGGAAACGAGAAUACAGUGGAGGGAUACAAUAAUUCUAUAGAAGAGUGUUUAGUCAAUAAAUCUGAUAGUGAUGCAGAUAACUGCAAAAUGGAAGUGUCUGGUGAGAAUUUUAAUGAUAGAACUGUAGAGGGGUCUUUUAGUGAUGUCAAUGACACUACAGGAGAGGUAGACCUUAGAGAAGAGAGAUUUGACAGAGCUUCGGUAGACAGUGAAGAAGAAGCACCAGAUAGAGUACUGGGUGAGAAUACGAUAGAGGAAGAGACUGGCAGAACUUCAGAUUAUGAAAAAGCCAAAGAGUCUAGUGAUUCCGAGAAGGAAACACCGGACAAAGUAGGGUCUUCAGAAAAUGAAGAGGAAGUAGCAGCAAAGUUUGAGGGAAAGGAAACUGGGGAUACUGACGUGGAUCUGUCUGAUGGGGAAGAUUCUAGAGAACAGGGUCAGAUUAAUAAUGAAGAAUGUGUAGACGGGGUAAAGUUUGUGACUCUCGAAGAUGAUCAGGCAGAAAACAAUACCACUGCUGCUUCUGAAGAUGGGGACACGUCUACAAAAACAGGAGACACCAUACUUUUUGAAGAAGAAUCUGUCAAAGCAAAUGAAAGUAUUAUCACCAAGGAAGAAUUCUGUGACGGAGACUCUGAAGCGGAGGAGAAAGCGGUGAAAGAGGAGGAGAAAGAGAUGGUAAAAGAUGAGGAAAACGAAGAGAAAAAAGAUGAGGAAAGUGAGAAAAAAGAUGUGGAAAGUGAGGAAAAAAAAGAUGAAGAAAGUAAGGAAAAAAUAGAUGAAGAAAGUGAAGAAAAGAAAGAUGAAGAAAGUAAGGAAAAAAUAGAUGAAGAAAGCGAAGAAAAAAAAGAUGAGGAAAAAGCUGAAGUAAAAGAGGAGGAAGAGGAGAAAAAAGAUGAUGAAACUGAAAAAGAGACCGAGAAGGAAAAAGAAGAGGAAACGAAUAAAGAAGCUGAAGAGGAAAAAUCAGAAGAAACGGAAGAACAGGAAUAAAGGUUUCAUAGAACAAUACUACAACAGUACUUGUCGGUUUUGACGUCACUGACUUCUGACUUCAUCUUUAUCUGUCUACAGUUGGAUGAGUCCAUUAUACUUCUGACUUCAUCUUCAUCUGUCUACAGUUGGAUGAGUCCAUUAUCACACUGUCAACACCAGGUUUCUUUACCAGUGAUGUCUUUCAUGGCUACCUUUUGAUUUAGUCACCUUCAUCACAUCUUAACUUGUAUCAACAUCGAAAAAUGUUCUUACAGUUUGUUGGUAUCUUCCCCUGUCUUUAAUUCUGUGGAAGCUAACCCAGUUUAAACCUUUAAAUGUUUUUGUUAAAACCCUUUACCAAAUCUGUCAAAUACACCCCCUUCUCCCAUCCCACCCCCACCUCACUAUAUGUUUCUGUUCUGUUAAUUUGUUAUGACAUUUAGAGCCAGAACAAAUAAUGAAUAUUUUUUAUGUUUAGAAAUUUUACUUCACUUAUAAUUGCAUGCAAGUUUGGUCUACUGUUACGUUUAUUAGAAUUAUUAUUAUGAGUUACAUUUUGUCAGUAUUAGGAGCUGAGUGUUAAAAAUUGGGUUGUUGAGUUUCUUUCUCUGAAAAUUAUUACUUGAUGUAAAUAUUUACCAAGUCCUGAAUAAAUUAAAAUCCUAAAUUUGAACAAAGACCUUUUUAGAAUUUAAUUUAGAUUACAAAUUAAUUUAGGUCUCAUCCCAAUCAAAAGAUGUAAUCUUUUGAAUUUUAAUAUUCUCAUUAAUAAUGUAAUUAAUUGCAUUAUACCAGUUACUUUAAAAUCUUUUCAAAUCUGACUGCUGUUUGAUAUAGAAAGCUUUAUAAAACAUAUCCAAACAGUAUGAAGCUAAAGAUAAUAUUACAAAUAUAUAAACUUAUAUUUUUUAGCAAAAUGUUUAUAUGCAGCUCUUCGUAACCAAAAUUCUAGUUUUGAAAUAACUAGAAAACAUAAGGAAUGUUUGUCUAUUUUAAAGUCUCUAAUUCAAGCAGACUGUUCUUUGUUCAGGAAGCUUUAAUUACACACAAUAAUGUCCAUCCAUAAAUCUUCUGCUGAUAUUCUUAGAUCCUCUCUCUCUCUCUACUUGAAUUGUGAUUAUAAUUACUCCUGCUCAAAGCUUGGUUGCUUUAAAACACCCAAGAUUUUCUAAUAAAAUAUUUUCUAAA
This is a messenger RNA of Octopus sinensis (East Asian common octopus), 3474 nucleotides long. RefSeq names its product glutamic acid-rich protein. The record is from RefSeq and is a predicted model, not a curated record. Bases 184 to 2304 code for a protein of 706 amino acids. Lineage: Eukaryota; Metazoa; Mollusca; Cephalopoda; Octopoda; Octopodidae. Gene Ontology annotation, cellular component: cytoplasm. The transcript has 13 exons.